Molecule: messenger RNA, 375 nt
Organism: Linum tenue
Lineage: Eukaryota; Viridiplantae; Streptophyta; Magnoliopsida; Malpighiales; Linaceae
Source: the annotation of a GenBank genome assembly
ACUCGGAAAUUCCAACACACACAAGAAAACCAGUUUUCUUCCUUUCCAACUUCCCUCCUCCAAAAAUUUCCACUUGUUCAUCUCAAAAGCGAUGCAACCAGUCCGGGCCGCUUCGACCAUCCUCUCGUCGAGGGUAAUGGCGCCGCCCUCUUAGAUUCCCCAAAUCGAGUUCAUCGUUCCUGGUCUUGUGAUCGAGAAAAAUCAAAGUGAUUCCUGUCAGCAGAAUCCUGUUCGUCAUCGACGUCUGAGAGGCUGUGUCAGAUUCCCUACAAAACGUUCCUCUCACGCUUCAACUUUGGGGUUUCCCUUCUGACUGUUGUACUGUGCUCUUGGGGUCAAAGCUUGGCAAUGCGCUGGGAGAGGUGGUGUCGGCGG